UAAUUUCCAUGCUGGAGAGAGUUUUGCUGCAGGGAGCUAAUCCUUCCUCUACUUCUGCCGCUGGUAGACGUAGGCCAAGGCUCCCUAUGGUUGAAGGUUUGAAUAAUCUCCCAUGUGCUGUCUGCGCUAACCCCGACCAUUCUGCGCUCGUUCACUGCCGUGAAAAGAGACUUUGCUUUUUGUGCUACUCACCCGAUCAUUCCAGAGGCAACUGCCCCACGCAGGCACGACCCUCGCACUCGCCACUGUCGGGAAACUAAUGUGUCCACAUCUAAGGGAGUGCGAUGUGGAUGAAGUUAGCAACCCUCCCAAUAGUUUGACAGACGAUUUCGAAUCAGUAUUGGAGUCACUCACUUCCAGUGCCCCCACAGAGAAGACGUUUGUCUUUCAAGGCACUCACAAGGUUCUGAAGUCGGAUAGUUUGUUUUACACCACUGCCACAAUAGCUGGUGUUUCCCUGGCUGCGAUGAUUGACAGCGGCUCCACUGGAUGCACAUUGAGUGAGUCGGCUAUGGCACGAUUGUUGGUGUGCGCUCCGGACAUGAAACGUUACCCUGCAGACGACGUUGUCAUUGUUGGAUGUGGAGGUCAUCGGGUGACGCCUUCGGCUAUAUGCGAUGUGGAAAUGGUGGUGUAUGAUUGCAAGUUAGCUGUGCCUAUGUUUGUGGUGCCUGGACAGACCGAUGAUGUAAUUCUGGGCAGUAAUGCCAUUAAGAAAAUUCUCCAUCUGAUGAGGAAGACUGAAGGGUACUGGCGGCUCAUGUCAGAGCCCGGCAGCAUCGUUGACGAUGACUCACCACUUUUUCUCACUCCUUUCUAACACAGAGAGAUGGAGGGGUGUAACUGUACCUGACAAAGUUGGCACACUGAAGUUACGGCAGUGUGUGAUGUUACGACCAAGGAGUGAACAUCUUGUUUGGGCUAAGCUCCCCGCCUCUGCACUGAUGUCGGUUGGCAGCACAGUCAUAGUUGAGCCAACUCAAUCAAGGUGCAGAUCCAGGAAGAUUCUGGUUGGCAGGGUUAUUGCACCGAUGUGGGGCGAUGGAUGGCUCCCAGUGAGAGUCAUCAACCCCUCUAGUGAACAAGUGGUAUUGAAGAGAAACGCGAAGUUAGCAGAUGUGUUUCCUUGCAUUGCUGCUGAAGACUUAUCUGAGCCUGACAACGUCCAAAUUUUCUCCCAAUCUGUUAUGCAUACCGCGAGGCCAAGGUCCAAAGAAGACAUUAAGAUUGCAUUGGACAAGCUUGGGCUACACGAUCUGGACCUGGAUGCGUGUGCGGUGUCUGACAUGUGGAGGGACAGACUUUUCCAAAUCAUUGAGAGGUAUGAAUCAGUCUUUUCACGGGACAAGAUGGACUGUGGGGAGGCCUCUGACUUUGUGCACAAGAUACACCUGGUGGAUGAGAGGCCAUUCCGCCUGCCUUACCGGAGAGUGCCACCGAGUCAAUAUGAGAAGCUGAGGACGACUCUCAAUGAGAUGGAAGAAAAGGGCAUCAUUCGGAAAUCCACUAGCGAGUAUGCGUCUCCUUUGGUUCUAGUGUGGAAGAAGAAUGGGGAUUUGCGCAUCUGCACGGAUUUCAGGUGGCUUAAUGCGAGGACACAGCGGGAUGCCCACCCACUACCCCAUCAGGCUGAUGCUCUUGCCGCACUUGGGGGGAAAUGUCUUCUUCUCCACCAUGGAUCUCACCUCAGGAUUCUAUAACGUGCCCCUGUUUGAGGAUCACAAGAAGUACACUGCUUUUUCGUCUCCUUUUGGCCUGCACGAAUAUAACCGGAUGUCACAGGGUUGAUCGAACAGCCCGGCUACAUUCAUGCGGAUGAUGCUUUCCAUUUUUGGUGACAAGAACUUCAC
Messenger RNA from Hippocampus zosterae (dwarf seahorse), 1850 nucleotides. RefSeq lists its product as uncharacterized. The record is from RefSeq and is a predicted model, not a curated record. NCBI's taxonomy places the organism in Eukaryota, Metazoa, Chordata, Actinopteri, Syngnathiformes, Syngnathidae. Bases 789 to 1700 code for a protein of 303 amino acids. The transcript has 2 exons.